Messenger RNA from Zychaea mexicana, 1783 nucleotides. RefSeq lists its product as uncharacterized. The transcript is spliced from 8 exons. Lineage: Eukaryota; Fungi; Mucoromycota; Mucoromycetes; Mucorales; Lichtheimiaceae. The coding region runs from base 217 to 1572 and encodes 451 amino acids. Gene Ontology annotation, molecular function: protein binding. Gene Ontology annotation, cellular component: cytoplasm. The record is from RefSeq and is a predicted model, not a curated record.
AUAUUUACUACAUGAUACCAAGGCCCACUUUUGGGGGUGAAAAAUAGAGUCCGCUGCAUAACGACACCUUCUUCUAAUUUUGUCGCGCAAAAAAAGAGAAAGAAAUAAAGCUAACGAGGCUUUGGGUACGUCAGAAUCUUUAAUACUGUAUACUUAUUGCACAAACACCCUUUUAUCAUUCUCUUCUCUCCCGCUCUCCCAUCUUUCACAUCACGUAUGACUACCUCACAAUUACAACGUACCGAAGAAGAGACACAAGAAAAAUUAAAACCAAUGUUACAGUCCACAUCCACGGGCGUCGUUACCGUGAUCUUGCAACCUCGGCAUGCGAUGUUUCAAACGAAAACACUCGAACUUCGAGAUAAAUUACAUAUACGAAUAGGGAGACAAACUUCUUCUAAAACUAUACCAGGACCAUUGAAUGGUUAUUUUGAUUCCAAAGUCUUGUCGAGAACGCAUGCCGAGAUUUGGAGUGAAAAGAGCAAAGUGUAUAUCAAGGAUGUAAAAUCAAGUAAUGGCACAUUUUUGAACGGACGGCGGCUUUCCAACGAAAAUGAAGAAAGUUCACCAAUGGAAAUAAAGUCAACGGACGAACUCGAGUUUGGAAUAGACAUAUCACAAGAUGAUGGAUCGAUCCUUUACCAUAAAGUAGCAUGCCAAGUUCAUAUUAUACCGACAUCGCUAUCCCAGGUGGAUAACAAUAUGCUCAAGGAACUCAACAUUGGCUUAUCAAAUGGCAGUAGUGGAAAUGAUCAUCACCAAUACUACCCACAUAGCACUUUACAACGAAAAUCAUCUGCUUCAUCUAUAUCGACAAUCUCCUCGGCAACAGCAUCUACCGCGGUAGACUACGCAUCCUCAUCACCUGUAUCAGCAACAAAUAAUAAUAAACGAUCAGGAAGGAACUGGGAACUUUUGUUGGCUAAAUUACAGGCCGAGGUCCAGCGAUCCAAACAGCUGGAAAAUCAGCUGAGAGCGGUUAAAGAUGUGAUAGCAGAUGUGGACAAGACCUUAAACAACAAUCGAUUGGAAAAAGCGGAUACCCGAAUCGUGCUGUUACAACAAAAACUGCAUGAAGCACAACAACAGGUAGCAUCGUAUGCGGAAAAAUGUCGACACCAAGAUCAGGCAAUAACAGCUGCAUCCAAAGAAUUACUUCGGCUUCAAAAUACAUUACGGCAAUUGCAGCAAGGAAAGGAACCAGUAGCAUCUGUUGACAAAGAUAACGGUGAUGAUCGUGAAAGGAAGAAUGGUCCUCAUUCGCUCGGUGCUACUGCUAGUAUCACCAGUAGUAGUAAUGAUGGUGGUACGCAACGACAGGUGGAAGAGCUAAAGUUGGUACUGGAUGAGCAAAAGCUACGGUUAAACAAAGACCUGGCAGCUGAGAAGGCACGGUGUAUCGAGUACGAAAACAAAUGUCUGUUGCUAGAACGACGGAUCAAGAAGCUAGAGCAGGAACGGAAACCAACCACAAGCCUAGCAGAUGUGCUACAGAUGCGUGCUGUACAAGUAUCGUUGGCAAUACUCAUGGGCAUCAUAUCAGCUUUAUUAUAUGUACUUGUUGCCAUUUAGAAAAAGGAAAAGAAAUGUUUCUUUAACUCGUUUUCUAUCCGUGUCUCUCUCCAUCUGACUCAAAAGAAGAAUAGAAAUGGAAAGAGUAGUUUGUAAUAUGUAAAAGAGAAAGCAGCCUUUUCUUUAUUCCAAGUAUACCCCACUCAUUAUUUACACUUUAUGUAUCUAUAUUAUAAUUUUAUUAUAUACAAAACAAAACGAGUGAGAGAAC